Messenger RNA from Naegleria fowleri, 3231 nucleotides. RefSeq lists its product as uncharacterized. The coding region runs from base 1 to 3231 and encodes 1076 amino acids. Gene Ontology annotation, cellular component: endoplasmic reticulum membrane. Lineage: Eukaryota; Heterolobosea; Eutetramitea; Acrasida; Naegleriidae. The record is from RefSeq and is a predicted model, not a curated record. The transcript has 2 exons. Gene Ontology annotation, molecular function: zinc ion binding.
AUGCUUGCCGUCCCUGCUUUGGUUGGACAAGGGCUUCAUAUACCCAACCAAGAAGAUGUAAACAUUACAGAUAAUGUGGAAAUUGUUGAGGAAAAUAAGUCCGAUUCCGACUCGGAUAAUGAUGAAUCAAACACAAACGGUAUUCCCGAAGAUGCUCUUUGUAGAAUUUGCAAGCAACCGCAUACUGAAGAAGAUCCUCUCUUUCAUCCUUGCAAAUGCUCAGGAAGUAUCAAGUACAUCCACGGAAGUUGUUUGAUGGAGUGGAUGAAGCAUUCAAACAAAGGCAAAUACUGCGAAAUUUGCAAGCACGAAUUCAAAUUUGCAAAGGUUUAUUCACAUGACGCUCCCAAACAAUUGUCUCCUCUUCAGGUUUUGCUCGGUGCAUUUUCAGUGUUGUUCAACUAUUUGAAGUCAAUUAGUAGAAUUUUACUUGUAAUUUUUGUUUGGAUCGUGCUCGUUCCUUUCAUUACUUAUCAGUUUUAUAGGAUUGUGAAUAUUACAUCAUUGAGUCAAAUUGCCGGAAGCAUUUUAGAGUGGGAAACCUUAUUUAAAGACUAUGGUAUUCUCACUUUCUUCAGAGACUGCACCUUUGGAGCUACAAUUUGUAUAUUUGUUUUACUUCUUGAUUUGAUAACUGCUGGGGUUUUAGAAUUUAUUAAAUCGAAUUUAGAGUUACUGGAAAGUUAUAUCAACCCUCAAAGACAAGCACCUCAAGUGAAUGCGAACGACCAAAACAGCUCUAAUGAAAUAAUUACUCUAAAGGAUUUGAUGAAUAAUCAACAAUUGUUACAACAAGAGGAAAAUAAUGAUGAAACAAAUGACACACCGCAAGAAGAGGCCAACGAAGCAAGAGUGGAGCUAGAAGAAGCAAUGGAAAAUGUUCCUCAAGAAGGUUUGAUCCAAAAUCCUCCAAUGGUGGCCAAUCCUCUUCCUCCUCUUCAGAAUGCCAAUCAAAAUGGCGCAAGAGAAGACUUGGAUCUUGAUGUUAUGAUUGGUCUUAAAGGUGACAUUUCUCACCUCUUUGAAACCGUUGCCCUCGUAUUAUUCCUAAACUCCCAACACAUUCUAUUGUUGCUGUUCCUUCCCCUUCAAUUUGGAAGAUUUAUUUGUCAUCAAUUAAUUCACCGUUUCGAAAUUUAUAAUAUUAUAGAUGAUUUACUCAAUCAAGAUAUCACGAACAACGGAACAAGCACAUUCAGCAAUAUUACUCAAACUUUGAAAAAGUUGACAAACGACACUAUAUUCCAAAAUAUCAAUCCUGCUAAUACCAUGUCCGUAAAUUCAUCAUCCUAUUUAGACUCAACUGCAUGGAUCGUUGGAGAAAAGAUUGUAUAUAUAUUAACUGGAUACUUAUUUUUAAUUGGCGUGAUUUAUUCAUUUGUGUUGCUAAAUUAUCUAUUUCAUAACUUCAUAUCCAAGAGGUGGUUCCCCAUUUGCAGCUUAGCCAAAAAAAUCGUGUAUUAUACCAUGUACAUUAUUUUACUCAUGAAGAUUGCAACCAUUUUGACCACAAACUUUAUUGUCAUACCUCUUGCUAUUGGAUAUUUAUUAUUUUAUUCUACAGAUGAAUUUUUCAAGAACACCACCAUUAACAUUACUGCUACGAUGGGAUACAGAAUCAAUGGUAAUUCCACAUUGCAGCUAAACCAAACAAUUACGGAUUCAAUUGUUAACUUAACUGAACCAGUAUAUCACUUCAUGGAACAUUUUCAUUUUAAUUCAACGAAUAUUUUACGAGAAUUGGUAUUUGGAGUCUAUGCUUCGGUGAAGCCAUAUUCACUGGAGAUUAUUCUCUCUAGACUAGUCAUAUUCUUCAGUGUGGCAUUUGUUUACUUUGUUUUUGGAAUUAUUGUUGUAGUUGUUGCAAGCAGCUUUAUCCAAAUGCUUAGAUCCUUUUUGUCCAAACGCGUAUUAUGGUUUUUGAGAGAUCCUGAUGAUCCCAACUUUCAUUACUUGAAAGAACUUGUUACCAUAAGCAUAUUUACUCACAUGAGAAGAAUUACAUUUAGCUUCUUUUUCUUAUCAAUUCUUAUCUUAGCAUUAGUAAGAACACCACUGAAGAUGGUCAGAUUUUUGUUACAAGACUACAACUUCUUUCCCUUCAAGAUAGGAACUCCGUUGGGAGAAUACGGUCGAAACUCUCUUAUUGAGCUAACUAUUGAUACCUCCCUACCCAUCAUCAUUGUCAACUAUAUGCAGCAACGAUGGUUCAAUCUUCAGAAAUUGAAAUGGGUGUUAAAACGGUGGUUUGAAAUUGGCGGUAGUUAUCUUUCGCUCGAGUCCUACUUUUUUGAUACUCCAACUUCAACAACAGUUGCUGCUAGAGACAUCAAUCUUCAAAGAUCUGUUCGAUAUCCAAAUCACUUUCCGUUAAGAAUAUCUCUAUUCAUUCUGAUUACUUGGUGUGGCUUGAUCGAAAUAAUAUCACUCUCGAUCAUUAUUCCCUUACUUCUUGGAAAGUUUGUACUCGAUAAUGUUUUAGGAACUCUUCUCGGAAUUGAAAUGAGAAAUCAUUUUUACACUUACAUGAUAGGCCUGUACUUGUUUAAUGGAAUUAUGUACAUUUUGAAUUAUAUUUACACGGAACGUUCAUUCGAGAAGAUCAUCAAAUGGGGAGCUAUUAUUAUCAAGUGUUCCAUACUCUUUGUUCUAUGGUUUAUAUUGGUUCCUAUCUUAAUUGGAAGUGCUAUUGAAAUGAGCAUUGUCGUUCCAACAAGAUUAGCAAUUGAAAUACUUGUUAGUGAGAACUUUGAUGACUCACUUACAGGCUCUCAGCCAGUAUUAUUGCUCGCAGAAGUUUGGUCUUUAGGAUUGUUUUUCUCAAUUACAAUACUCAAGCUUCCUGAUGUAUUUCCUGGAUUGCAGAAUUUUGCUCAAGAGCUCAAUAGAGUUAAGCAAAAUGGUUUUCGUAAUGUGGAGCUGAUACGAGUUGUGAACAAUCUCAUUUUGCCAGUGGUGUACCACUUGGUGCUGUUCCUUACAGUUCCCUAUGUUGUGAACAAAACCAUUUUGCCUUUCUUUGUGUUGCCUCAGACCCAGUACCAUAUUUUCGUAUUUAGUUAUCCCUCCAUUGUUGCUCUAUUGAUUUUAAAGCUUGUUGUGCAAGCCCUUACUAAGAUUUACAACAAAUUGCAUGACAUUGUUAUGGACAAGCUGUACCUAUCUAAGGAAGUCCUAGUCAAUCAUGGUGAGGUAUCUGCCAACAUGCCAGGUGUGAUCAAUAACCAAUAA